GACCUCAUCAUCUUCGUCAAUGCUAUCGUUUGCUCCAUCUCUGAAGCUCUUUGAUCCCGAUCCAAUGGCGCUGCGGCUCCUCCUUCUCUCCCUCGUCGCCGCCGCACUCGCCGCCGCCGGCGCUGGAGCAGGAGAGAGCUCCUUCGACUUCUCCAACCCGAUCCGUUCCGUCACCGAUCGGGUCAACUCCAUCGAGGCCGUCUUGGGCAGCACUCGGGACGCUCUCCGCUUUGCUCGCUUUGCCGCAAGGUAUGGGAAGAGCUACGAGUCCGUGGCGGAGCUCCGCCGGCGGUUUGGGAUGUUUGUGGAGAGCUUGGAGUUGAUCCGAUCGACGAAUAGGAAGGGAUUGUCCUACAAACUUGGGAUCAAUCGGUUUGCGGACAUGAGCUGGGAGGAGUUCCGCGCCACCCGCCUCGGCGCUGCCCAGAACUGCUCGGCAACGUCCGGAGUGAACCAUUUGGUCACUGAUGCUGUGCUUCCGGAGACGAAAGAUUGGAGGGAGGAUGGAAUAGUCAGCCCUGUGAAGAAUCAGGGUCAUUGUGGAUCCUGCUGGACCUUCAGCACAACAGGGGCGCUUGAGGCAGCAUACACACAGGCAACAGGAAAGAGCAUUUCUCUGUCAGAACAACAGCUAGUGGAUUGUGCUUCUGCUUUUAACAAUUUUGGGUGCAAUGGUGGAUUGCCUUCCCAAGCUUUUGAGUACAUUAAGUAUAAUGGUGGUCUUGACACUGAGGAAUCAUAUCCUUAUGCUGGAGUCAAUGGCGUCUGCAACUACAAGCCAGAGAAUGUAGGUGUCAAGGUUCAUAAUUCAAUCAACAUUACCCUGGGUGCUGAGGAUGAGCUGAAGGUCGCUGUUGGUGUUGUUCGCCCGGUCAGUGUUGCAUUUGAAGUGGUAUCUCCUUUCAGACUCUAUAAGAGUGGUGUUUUUACCAGUGACACCUGUGGCAGCACCCCCAUGGAUGUAAACCAUGCUGUUCUUGCUGUUGGUUAUGGUGUUGAGAAUGGCAUCCCAUACUGGCUCAUUAAGAACUCCUGGGGAAGUGAUUGGGGUGACAAUGGCUACUUCAAGAUGGAGUUGGGCAAGAACAUGUGUGGGGUUGCUACUUGUGCUUCCUACCCUAUUGUUGCUGCAUAGGUGGAGGUGUUGCAUGCUUUUGUAGGAUGAACUUCCAGGGUCUUACUAUCAUGAUCACUUAUUGUGUGUUGUUUUCAAGCUGUCUCUAGUUUAUCUGUAAAACUCCUCUCUCGCAUCUUGAGAAUGUAAUUAUGCACUUUAGACCCACCAAUAAGUCAUGUAUUUAUUAUAUUUGCAUUACUAUGAUUUAUAUAUUGUGUUAGUAAGGAAUUAUGUAAUUGCCAAACUGUGUAAUUCACAUUGUAGUAAUUACAUGAUGUAUUUUGAAGUAA
This is a messenger RNA of Dioscorea cayenensis subsp. rotundata (Guinea yam), 1407 nucleotides long. RefSeq names its product oryzain gamma chain-like. Gene Ontology annotation, biological process: immune response. The record is from RefSeq and is a predicted model, not a curated record. The transcript has 8 exons. The coding region runs from base 20 to 1135 and encodes 371 amino acids. Gene Ontology annotation, cellular component: lysosome. Gene Ontology annotation, molecular function: cysteine-type endopeptidase activity. NCBI's taxonomy places the organism in Eukaryota, Viridiplantae, Streptophyta, Magnoliopsida, Dioscoreales, Dioscoreaceae.